Talaromyces proteolyticus is the source of this 384-nucleotide messenger RNA. RefSeq lists its product as uncharacterized. The transcript has a single exon. The record is from RefSeq and is a predicted model, not a curated record. Lineage: Eukaryota; Fungi; Ascomycota; Eurotiomycetes; Eurotiales; Trichocomaceae. Bases 52 to 318 code for a protein of 88 amino acids.
CACGUGCGGAGAGGGGAGACAACAAGGGAAGCCGCGAUUGCCUGGCAAUCGAUGUGGCCGUUUGCUCUGGCGACUUCCUCUUUCAGCCUGCGGACCGUGUGCUCUGGACUCCCCAGUCAGCACUCACGCCAAGUGCCCUGCCGAAAAAUUCAAGGCAGAGUAUCCUGCUGUAGCCUGAGCAUGUCGCAUAAAUUGCUUAGCAACGCCAGUCUGUACAGCUUCUUUCCAUAUGGCUGUUGGUUGAUCGAAGGAAAUACUUAUACAGUCAAUCUAAUCAAGUCAUCUGAACUCAAAGGCAAGCUUGUGUUACGCAUAUAAAGAAAAAUAACAUCAACCGGCCUCGUUCUCGUCCAAGGCCUAAUCGAAGAACAUCAUCUGCUAACU